AUGCCUCGAUCAAAGGCAUUGCCAGGUCCCUCACGCCUCUCCCAAAUCCUCAAAUCCCUCAACCAAUCACCCAAACCCCAACUCCCCCCCCUCAAGUCUCUCAAACUCACCCUCGCUUCCCGGAACGACCAUUUCGGUGCUCGACAUUUCAUCAAAGAAGACCUCCCCCGAAUACGUUACGCAAACCCCGACCUCGCUAUCCAGAUCGAGAAAAUUCCACGUUCAUUAGGUGAUAAAUGGCCAGCUGAACUGCUCCUCGAAUUCAAAAACGGCACGAAAUCCACCCUAAACGUAUCAGACAAAUGGUCAACAGCAAUCUUUGAGGACCUCAUGUCCCGUGCGGGUGGUGAGCGGUGGCAAGCUUUCAAAGCUGAGCGUCGAGUUGCCGGGAAGGAGCCUGUCAUUCCAACACCCAAGGUACGGUCUGCACAAGUACCACCGCCGGAAGAGAUAGCAGGGAGGAAGGGCGUUGCAGCUGCUUUGCCGUAG
Messenger RNA from Fomitiporia mediterranea MF3/22, 489 nucleotides. RefSeq lists its product as uncharacterized. Lineage: Eukaryota; Fungi; Basidiomycota; Agaricomycetes; Hymenochaetales; Hymenochaetaceae. The record is from RefSeq and is a predicted model, not a curated record. The transcript has 3 exons. The coding region runs from base 1 to 489 and encodes 162 amino acids.